AUGACCGCGACACGACCGGACAUUGCCUUUGCUGUGAGUUACGUUUCGCGCUUCAUGGAAAACCUCCAAGUCGAGCACUGGAUGGCGGUCAAGCGCAUUUUGCGAUACUUACAAGGGACUAAGUCGGACGGCAUCUGUUUCAAGUCUGAUGACAAGAUAGACUUCUGCGGCUACUCGGAUGCAGACUGGGCCGGCGACCAUGCAGACCGCAAGUCGACUUCGGGAUAUGCGCUCAUCCUGAUGGGUGAUCCGGUGAGCUGGGGAAGCAAAAAGCAGUCAAGUGUGUCGCUGUCAACAAGUGAAGCUGAGUGCAUUGCAUUAAGUCUGGCUAUUCAAGAAGGCAAGUGUUGA
Peronospora matthiolae is the source of this 351-nucleotide messenger RNA. The record is from the annotation of a GenBank genome assembly. Lineage: Eukaryota; Oomycota; Peronosporomycetes; Peronosporales; Peronosporaceae.